CCGCUGUUAGACGCUCGGGUAGUACGAAAGGCCCAAUUAAGUUAUUGUCAAUCAUUCCACACCAUAUAUUUACAGAGAAUUUUACCUGAAAAUUUGUUUCAACACUGGUAUGUGAAUUAUCCUCAGACCAGCAGUGAUCACUUGGACUGUUAUUGAUUCCAUUACGAGUGAAAGUGGCUUCAUCAGUAAAAAGUAUUACAAAAUUCACAAAAUUCCAAUCUCCUGGAAAAGUCUGUUGGUUCAAGGUGUUGUACUGGUUGAACAUGGAAUGGAUACAAGGUAUGAGUACGCAAUGUUUUCAUACUUUUACAUGAGGAACACCAAGACGAGCAAAAAGUCUUCUUGUACUGGUUCAGAGUUCAGAGUUUGCACACCUGCACGUUGAGAAUGAAUACUUGUACUUGGAACAGAACCGGUUUCAUGCAAUCUGUUGAAUGUUCGAGUAAAUGCUUUUGAAUCUGCUAACACUUGGUUAGGAAACCAUCUCCUAUAGUCACGACGAGCAAUACGUACAUUUCCAUUGCAGAAUAUUCUGCAUGAGUCAAUAUGUGUGGCAUUAUCAACAACUUAGUCGACACGUCAACCAAAUAAUGUUAAAUGUCAUACAUUGACAACAGUUUCACAACAGCCGUGCGUUAUAUCAAUUUAUGCAUUAACUGACUGUAUCUCAAUUACCUUUGAGAAUUGAGCACAUGUUUUUAGGAACUAUUCUGCUUAAAAUGAACAAAUCUAUAACAUAUUAACGUAUGUACUAUUCCUCAUGAAUCACCCUGUAUUAUGAACCAUAAAUCUUAAAGUAACAACAUUGCAACACACGAAUAGAAAAAAUUAAUUUGCUAAUUCAAACCCAACCCAUCCCAUGCGUGACGUCACAAACGGACCUUCGAGCUGUCCAUCUGUUACUGUUAUGGCACUUAUGUAACACUUAUAUUCUACCGUCCAUGGUAUAAAUCCGAAUUUGUGUACAUUAAAAUUAUUCAUUCAAAUUUUAUCAUGUAACUGACUUUUAGCUACAACAGACACUUCCUUCCCCGUAUUAUUCCGUUAUAUCGAGGUCUCACUGUAUUUCAUCAUUAAAUUGUUUACGUAUUUUUUUAGAGUUUACUUUUACGAGGUUUGGGAAGGUCAAAAAUUUUAUUUAAAAAUGUUUCUUUAUCAGCUAUUGUUACAUUGGCAUUAAGACCUUUGAUUUCUGCAAAUUUUUCCGAUAAGUUAAUGACUAUGUUUUUGAUUCAUAUUUUAUCAGUUCCUGGACUUAUUCAACACUUAGAAACAUUAACACCUGAGUGCAUAUCCAAAUUAGUUUCGCAUAAAAUAUUUCCGAAGAGUUUGGAGUUGUUGGCAAGCCAACAAUCAAUGAGAAUUGUGUUUAAUACGUUAGAAGGAAAUUAUGCUUUAUGUUUAUUAGCAAAUUUACUUCAAUUGGCCCAAGUCGAAAAAGACACAACUUUACCUGAAUUAUGUUUUCCUACUUUCACUGUUGUUAUAACUGGAUUAUUAGAAAGUUGCCAAAACUAUGUAGUUAGUAAACAAUCAAACUUAACACAUUGGCAUCCAGUUUUGGGUUGGUUUGCUCAACCAAUGGAUCCAUCUUUACAUGCUGCAAUGCCCCAUGUUAAGACUCAAUUACAUAUUUUAUGGAAUUCACAAAUGAUAUCAAUUUUAUUAGGUAAUUAUUUAUCAGAAAUGGUUAAAGAUGUUUCAUUACCUCAAGUAGCAGCAAGUCCAACUACGUCUCAUUUUAGUGGUGCUAAUUUUAUAAAAAGAGCUUUAGAAUCUCGCGGAAAUCGAGCCAAUACCCAACGAGUUUAUCGAUCGUUGGGGAGUCCAGAGGUUUAUCGUAUCGUUCUUUUAUGUUCCAUGUAUCAUACAGCAUUGAAUACAUUAACUCAAUUAAGACUUGAUAUUUUAACCGGUUUGUGUUAUCAAGGAGAAAUUUUAUAUAAUUUAUGGUUAUUUCUUUGUUCGCUUGGACCAAAUUGUGGAAUAAAAACUUUUCUGGAUCAUUUAGCUUUUCAUACUAAAAGUAGCACACCUGAAUUUCAACUUUUACAAUUAUUUGCGGAUUGUAUGACACAUUACAUAACAAUUUUAGAUGAUAUGGAAAUGUACGAACAACAAUAUCCCUUUAGAUUAACAGAUUUAAUCUUAAUGUCAAGUUUUGUUAAUGUAUUUUUAUACAAAGCGGUUUUGGGGAAUUUAUUUGAUUUAAAAACGAUACAAAGCAACAUUCUAUUCCAAUCAUUACACACGUUAUUAAUGGUGCUAUAUAAAAGAGAUUGCAGAAGAAAUUAUUCGCCGCAAGGACAUUGGUUGAUUAAAGAGAUUAAAAUCUCAACGUUUAUGACGGAUUUAGAUAAAGGGAGAAGAGCCCCGCAACUUUUAUUGCAAAGUAUGCCUCAUAUCAUUCCUCACGAGGAACGAGUCCGUCUAUUUCGGAAAUAUAUCACUAACGAAAAAACCGUUUUGGGUUUAACAGAAUCUGCUUGUGCUUCACCACAAUCUACACUAAUUACAAUUCAUCGAGCAAGAAUUGUUGAAGAUGGUUAUAGACAAUUAGCUUUAUUACCAGCUCAAGCUCUAAAAGGUGUAAUUCGUGUACGUUUUAUAAACGAGCAAGGUUUAGAUGAAGCGGGAAUUGAUCAAGACGGUGUUUUUAAAGAAUUUCUUGAAGAAAGUAUAAAAAAAAUUUUCGAUCCAGCAUUAAAUUUUUUUAAAGGAACUAGUGAAGGACGUUUAUAUCCAUCUCCGACGUCUUGUAUGCAAGAAAACCAUCUCCAAUUAUUCGAAUUUGUCGGGCGAAUGUUGGGAAAAGCCGUUUACGAAGGAAUCGUCGUCGACGUUCCUUUCGCCCUUUUCUUUUUAAGUCAAGUGCUGGGACAAACCGCCCAAGCGCUUUAUAGUUGCGUCGAUGAAUUGCCCUCUUUGGACGAUGAAUUGUAUAGAAGUUUGAGUUAUAUUAAACAUUUUAAGGGGGACGUUGCCGACUUGGAUUUGACUUUUAGCGUUGAUGAGGAUAGUUUGGGGCAAUUGGUUACGCAUGAAUUGAUUCCCGGUGGAAAAGCUGUGCCUGUUACAAAUGAAAAUAAGAUUAAUUAUAUACAUUUAAUGGCACAUUUUCGGAUGCACGUACAAAUUAAGGAUCAAACAAGUGCAUUUAUUAGAGGUUUUAGGUCAAUUAUUAAUCAGGAGUGGUUAUCACUUUUUUCAACACCAGAAUUACAAAGAUUAAUUUCCGGUGAUAACGUUCCGCUUGAUUUGAGAGAUUUGCGGAAACACACUCAAUAUUAUGGAGGUUUUCAUGAUUCACAUCGAGUUGUGUGUUGGUUGUGGGAUAUUUUAGAAAAAGAUUUUACUGAAGACGAAAAAGGAAUGUUCUUAAAAUUUGUAACCAGCUGUUCAAAACCACCACUUCUUGGUUUCGCACAUUUAGAGCCCCCUUUUUCAAUAAGAUGCGUUGAAGUGGGUGAUGAUGAAGACACAGGAGACACAAUCGGCAGUGUAAUUCGAGGAUUUUUUACGAUAAGAAAAAAAGAUCCUUUGAAUCGUUUACCGACGUCUUCGACCUGUUUCAAUCUUCUAAAACUUCCAAACUAUCAAAAAAAGAGUACUUUAAGAGAAAAACUUCGUUAUGCUGUUACUUGUAACACUGGUUUCGAAUUGUCGUAAUGAUUUUGAUUGGGAAAAGAAAAUGUAUUUAAAAUAAUGAGAAAAAAAGUAUUGUGAUAUCUGUUUCUAUAAUUAAUUUAAAUG
This is a messenger RNA of Onthophagus taurus, 3753 nucleotides long. NCBI's taxonomy places the organism in Eukaryota, Metazoa, Arthropoda, Insecta, Coleoptera, Scarabaeidae. The record is from RefSeq and is a predicted model, not a curated record.